AUGACCCAUGAACGACCUGGCUCCAACAGCACAUUCGAAGCUUCUACGAUUCCACACCGCACCACCGGCUUAUCACCAUUAAGCACCGAUCUUGAAGAAGACAGUGCAUGGGAGAGUCUCAAGGUCGAAGCUAAAGUCCCUAUUGAAGAAUAUGUUAUCACAGGUGACAAAGCCAGACCACGUGAAGAUAUUCUGAAGAAUUCACUACAUGCAUUACUUGACUGGCUUCUCUGGGGAGGGUGUGACUCCUAUCCACGAUCCAUUCUCAAAGCUAAAUCGGACCGAGCCCUAUGGGAUCAUUUCUGGGUUGUAUGCUGUUUUCUUGCAGCACCAAGUAAGUAG
Molecule: messenger RNA, 342 nt
Organism: Penicillium expansum
Lineage: Eukaryota; Fungi; Ascomycota; Eurotiomycetes; Eurotiales; Aspergillaceae
Exons: 1
Coding region: 1-342 (113 amino acids)
Source: RefSeq, a predicted model, not a curated record